AUGGCAUCCUUAUCUGCUUCAUCAAAUGCAGCGCUGCCUUCACUUACAGUCUCCUUGAGAAGUACAUCAGGUAGAUAUUCUUUCAUUUUUCUCGCAAAACGACAUUUUAUGCCAUUACAUUAGAUGGAAGAUACCUUUUUUUUUGUAAAAAUUAAGCCAAAGAAUCUGUAGAGCAGAAUAUGCAUAUAUCGAUUGUUUUUUCUUGUGUUUUUAUCGAUUUAUUUUUUCUCUGAAUAUUAUUAUUCUUGUAUCAUUUUUCUUUCAAAAUGACAUUUGAUACUAUUAUAUUAGACGGAAAAUGGUUUACAUGGAUGGUAACUUUGGCAAAAUACUUUUUUUGUUAUGUUUUGUAGAAAUUAACCCAAAGAAUCUGUACAUCAGAAUAUGUAUUUAUCGACUGUUUUUUCUUGUGUUUUUAUUGAUUGAUUUUUCCUCUUAAUAUUUUUAUUCUUGCGUCAUUUUUCUAUCUGUAAAUCAUAUUAUGUAUGUAUCGACUGUUUUUUUCUUGUGUUUUUAUUUAUUGAUUUUUCCUCUGAAUAAUUUUACUGAAAUUCCAGCUCUUCUCUUUAAUUUCUUCCUCUCCACUGAAUGCUUAUCUUUUUCUCAUCUCAAUCCGUGUGAACAGAACUUUCCCUGUGUGGGAGGAUCAGGCUUACGAAAUCUCAGCCAUUUCGUCAAACCCAAUUGGCCACGUGUGCUCACCGACCUCAUGCCGCCAUGCUUGUCUGUGCUGCUUCUGCUUUGGUGAGUCCAUUGACUUGCUUUCCCCUCUCAACAAAUAAAACCCUGGUAGCCAGGAGGGGGAGGACAAGGCGGCAGGUAGCCUGGUGGCAGUGGCAGUGGUGGCAGCGGAGGAGGAUAAGGAUGCGAGUACCCUACAGAUAGCCCAUCCAACUAGGAUAAUAAUAGUUUGACUAUGAUUAAAUUGACUGAGAAACUAUGAAACAAGAAGAUUAUAAUUGUGGGGAGCUAAAACCAAAUAAUCAUUAUGUUUAGAGCCAAAGUCAACUAUUGAGGAACAUUCAUGCUGAGUUGACCCUUUCAUGUCUCAGACCGCCAGAUGCGCAGCAGAGCAGACUCAGACAGUCACCCGGCAAUCAUCGACAAUCACCAUCGCACCCAUCCAAGGUUCUGAUCUGAUGAUUUCCAUAUUUAGCAUCUUAUGAAUCCCUGGAUUUGUGGAUUUCUGGCCGCAUGUGAAACUGGGUCUUGCUUAAUUUUGCCAGGCAAGGAGAAGUCCCCGGACCUUGAUGAUGGCGGCACUGGGUUCCCCCCUCGUGACGAUGAUGAUGGUGGUGGCGGUGGCGGAGGCGGCGGCGGUGGCUGGUCUGGUGGCUUCUUCUUCUUCGGCUUCCUUGCCUUCCUAGGUUUGCUGCAGGAUAAGGAGAGGGAUGGGGAUUACAGGGAUCAGAAAAGAAGAUACAGCAGAUCAUACUGA
Messenger RNA from Spirodela intermedia, 1438 nucleotides. NCBI's taxonomy places the organism in Eukaryota, Viridiplantae, Streptophyta, Magnoliopsida, Alismatales, Araceae. The record is from the annotation of a GenBank genome assembly.